Molecule: messenger RNA, 6447 nt
Organism: Pelobates fuscus (common spadefoot toad)
Lineage: Eukaryota; Metazoa; Chordata; Amphibia; Anura; Pelobatidae
Gene: CFAP44
Product: cilia and flagella associated protein 44
Exons: 37
Coding region: 41-6325 (2094 amino acids)
Molecular function (GO): protein binding
Source: RefSeq, a predicted model, not a curated record
UAAAAAGCUAAACUUACUCUUGGAAACAGAAUAAACAAAGAUGGCGGCCAAGGAUACCGGGAUAAAUUCAGUGACCGAGCCAGAUAUGGACCCUUUGGAACCAGCCGAUGGCCAAGAGAAACAUUUUGCAUCUGAACCUACAGAGCAGCCUACAGAAAAUGCAACACCAGUCAUCUCACAUCCUACGACACCAGAAGGAAAUGCCCUGCAGGAGGGAGAAGCUAAACAUGGAAUGGAUGUAGUUACAGCAGAAACGUCAGUGGAUGACGUCAAUAAACCAGAUAUCAGCAGCGAACUUAGUAGCGAGGAUAGAAAUUCAGCAGAUGUCUACAAAGUGGUACGAGACGGCCAUGAAGCCAGCGUUUUACAGGACCCGUCCCAGGGUAACUCUGAGCUUCGAGCUGGCAGUAAUGAACUGGAUCCCACUAUAGGCCAUGAAUUGAACAGUGAGUCUAGUUAUGGAGGAAAGGACGAACAAGAGACAGAAGCACAUCCUUUUCAAAGUAUUCCCCAGACAUAUGAAGAAGACAAUGCCAACGAGAGGCUUACUGAUUUCCCCCAGUCUUCUGCGAAUGAUACAAAAGCAGACAGUGCUGGUGAGGUACAUUCUCAGGGCUCUGGGGAGAUGGCAUCACAUGGAGAGAAGAUUGACAAGGACCAGGAAAGCGCGGCUCUGACAGAGAAUGAAAUCACAGAAGAUCCACCAGACGACACCAAUGUGGGAGAGACAACUACUGGUGAAGAGGUGAUUGAUGAUGGCGGGAAGAUCCUUAGUGAAGAACAGAUCAAAAAUGAAGGACAAGUCGAAGGUAAAGGACAGAUCGAUGGUGAAGGACAAAUCGAAGUUGAAGGACAGAUCGAAGGUGAAGGACAGAUCGAAGGUGAAGGACAAAUUGAAAGUGAAGAACAGAUCGAAGGUGAAGAACAGAUCGAAGGUGAAGGACAAAUUGAAAGUGAAGAACAGAUUAAAGGUGAAGAGCAAGUUGAAAAGCCAAAUGAACACACUGGUGGAACUAUAGAAAAGGAUGGCAGUGUCAAGGGGCUCCCAGAAACCUUACAUGAAGCAGACCAUCCUCCAGACGAAGAGGGAGCAGAAAAAGAAGAGCCAGAAGAUAGAAUUCCAGAAACUCUCUUCUAUGAAUAUGAUAGUAUCUGCUCUCAGCCAUUCGUAACUCCGGACUCUGGAAUACCUCAUAAUGUCCUUGACCUUCUAUAUUCCUUCGGUUAUGACUGCACCAGACGUGCCAAUCUCCACCUGCUGGACAGCCGGACAUUGCUGUACGUAGCUGGCACCACAGCGGUUAUCUUCACCAUGAAAACGCUAGAGCAGAGAUACCUGAGGAGCAGCGGCGGUGGAGGGGUUGGAGCCAUUGCGGUGCAUCCAAGCAAGAAAUAUUUUGCUGUAGCAGAAAAGGGGAAACUUCCAAACAUUGUGAUCUAUGAAUUUCCAUCUCUGAAACCAUACCGGAUACUCAGGGGAGGCACAAUGGAAGCCUAUGCCUUUGCAGACUUUAAUGCAUCUGGAUCCCUUUUAGCCAGUGUGGGCAGCAGUCCUGAUUACAUGUUAACUCUAUGGGACUGGAAGCAGGAGAAAAUCAUGCUCCGAUCCAAAGCGUUCUCUCAGGAUGUCUUUCAAGUGACCUUCUCUCCAGAGAAUGAGGAGCAGCUGACAACCUGUGGGACAGGACACAUUAAAUUUUGGAAAAUGGCUCAUACAUUUACUGGCCUAAAACUUCAGGGAGAACUUGGCAGAUUUGGGAAGACUAGCCUAACUGAUAUAGAGGGAUACGUGGAGCUUCCAGAUGGCAAGGUGAUCUCUGGCUCCGAAUGGGGCAACAUGCUACUGUGGGAAGGGGGUCUCAUCAAAGUGGAAUUGUGCAGAAAAGGACAUAGAACCUGCCAUAAGGGAACAAUUAACCAGUUUGUACUGGACGAAGGUGAACUUAUCACUAUCGGAGCCGACGGAUAUGUCAGGGUUUGGGAUUUUGAAACUGUGGAUACAGCAGACACUGUUGAUGAUACAGGACUUCUGGAGAUGGAGCCCAUGAAUGAACUCCUCAUUGGGAAACAUGUGAACCUUCGAUUUAUGACAAAGAUGGCAGAAACAGACUCUCCAAUGUGGUUUGCUCAGGAUGCAAAUGGUGCUAUUUGGAAGCUGGACCUCUCCUUUUCAAAUAUAACCCAGGACCCUGAACGUCUUUUUUCAUUCCAUUCACGGAACAUUACAGCCUUGGAUGCGUCUCCUUCCACGCACCUCAUGGCCUCUACAUCGCUUGACCGCUCUGUCCGAAUCUAUGACUUUGUUGGGAAGAAUCCUUUAGCUGAGAUGAAAUUCAAAAAAGGAGGCACUUUCUUGGUUUGGGCUCCUCGUAUGGUCAAUCCCAAAGGCGGCUUGUUCGUGGUUGGAUUUGAAGAUGGCGUUGUGCGUAUUCUGGAAGUUUACAGUCCCCUUGGGUUUAGACUUGUGGCGGGGCGCAAAGGUACUCAAGAUGCCGAGAUCAGCCUGAAGCAGGCCUUCAAACCACACACUGCGUCUGUCACAGCUCUUGCAUAUGAGCGCAAUGGAGAAAUCCUCGCCACCGGGAGUGACGACAAAACUGUUUUUUUCUUUGCUGUUGGAGAUAAAUAUGAGCCUAUUGGAUUUGUCCGUGUUCCAGGUCCCGUGACCGAGCUUCACUGGUCUCCAUCGUCUCACGAGAAGAACAUGCUGCUGGUACUCUGUAGAAAUGGAUACGCUGUUCAGAUCCCUGCUCCUGCUGCUGAAAAGAGGGAUCCUUCCAUCACAUAUGAGAUCCGUGAUCUUACCUUACAGUAUUUCAGGUUCUCCAGCAUCAGAUCCAAGAUGGAGAGGGAGGCAGAGAUUGCUCGCAUACAGAAGGAUAGGGAAGAGAAGAACAAGACUAAGGAAGCUUGGAUUAAGCAGAUGAAGGACCAGGGAGUGGACCUCACAGAAGAAGAAAUGCAGUUAGAGAUGGAGGAUGAAGAAGCAUUGCCACCACUUUAUGUGCCUGAAGAUCCCAGCCCAAUCCUCUGUGGUUUUUAUGCCACUCCUGGAAAAUUCUGGCUUUCUUUGGAUGGCUACGACUCAGGAUUUCUCUAUCUCUGUGAGUUUGCAGACAGUCAGAUGUCCGAUCCCUCUGGCAGGAGAGAUGAACCCUUACAGGCCCUUCCUAUUGAAAAUUCUGCAAAAAACCCCAUCCAUAUAGCUCAUUUCAGUUCCAACAAGCAGCUGCUGUUCUGUGGGAUGCAGGAUGGUUCAGUCCGAGUCUACCCUCUUCAGGCCAAUGAUUCCCUAUUGACCUCCAUGCACGGCUACUGGUGCCUUGGGAUCCAUGAUAAUCAAUACGGGACCAUCCAAGCUGUUUGCUGCAGCUACGAUAAUCAAUACUUAGUAACUUGUGGGGCCGACGGUAACAUCUUCACCUUCAGCAUUCUUUCCAUGGAAGACAUAGAACGCGAUCUGAAAGUAACGAAAACAAAAGUGCCUUCCCCAAGGCGAGAUCUGGAAAGAGAGACACCUGCAGACGAUAUUGAUGACCCAAAUGCGUACAGCAUUGAGAAGGCGAAGCAGAAAUGGCAGUAUGACCUGCAACUAAAACAAGCCGAAGAGAAGAAGGCUGCCAGGAGACACGAACUGGCAGAGCUCAGAAAUGAGUUCAGGAUUCUGCUGGAAGACAAUACAAAGCUGCCGACACACAUGCAGCUGGGCAGAGCGGAAUUUGAGAUGGAUCAGAGAAUUCGGGAAGAGAUGGAGAGGCAGACUUCGGAAAGAAUACGUACCGUAACGAAGGAGCUGGCCUGGGAGCAGGAAAAACACAACAUCGGCUUAAAGAAGCUCUGUGCGCGGUUCCGAGAUAACAUUGAAUUUGACACAGUGACAGUUCAUGGAAUCAACAGCGAUCACCAAGUGUCAACAUACAGACUACUGAGCCUCAGCAACCAGUACAAGUGGACGGGGCUUGGUGGCAAGACACGGCAGACACGGUAUGAGCAGUACCUGAAGGAAGCAGAGAUGGCCAAAGACAGCCAGGAAACCGGUAAAGUCAAGCAGAGUGUCAGACAGGAGACCAAGGCUGAACUGCCUAUUCAGAAACCGCAUUUGGCCGGGAAGCCGACAGUUGGUGGGAGACUUGAAAGAAUGAAGAAGACGGUUGAGAAAACAGAGAAGGCAAAAUCUAAGAUUGCCAAAAGGAAAAUGGAGUGGGAGAAACUGUACAAGCAGAAGCCUAGUGAAGACUAUGAAGAUCCACAUGCCUUGCUGGCCAUUAAACAUGCCAAGGAGAAUAUGGGGGACUUCAAACUGAAGACGGCAAAAGAUUACACCGUGCCGGAGCACCUGCGUAUUAAUGCUGAGAAAAAGAGGAAUGAACUGGCAGCUUUGGAAAGCAUGAUGCACGAGAAGAAAACAGCAAUAAACAUCCGCAUUAUGUCUCUGAGAGACUUCAAAGUGAGCACAAUAAAGGAGAUCCAGCAGUUGGUGGAGGAACUGAGACUCACUCAGUCCAUGCUAGAUGCUUCUAAACACCUGCCUAUCCCACCAGUGCCGUGUAUGCUUCCAGAUGAAAUGCCAGAGAAGAAGUUUGAGUACACCACUGAAACACUAAGGAAAUUUAAACUGGAGCAGGGGAGUCAAUCCAAGGAGUCCGGGACAUCACACGAGGGGAACUUUGGUGGCUUUGGAGCAGAAAAAAAUGCUAUUAUUAAGCUAGAUGAGGCAGCUCUUAUAUCUUCCUCAAAGAACCAUUCUGCCAAGGACAGGUACUCCACAAUCCGUAGGCCUUCACCAAUUGACAAAACAGACCUGUCGAAAUUGGAAAAAGAGAUAAUGCAGAUGGAAGAGAUCAAGAACAUCUACAAGCAGGAGCUCCUCAUAAAGAAGAUUAACGACCUGGUAACUGACUUUGAUGCAGAACUUCGAGUUUUACGGCACCAGAAGUUGAAGCUGGAUGUGGAAAUGAAGAUGGGUGACCUGAGGCAUAUCACACUCUUUGAGGAGCUUCUCCUUUUGAAGGAGUUUGAGAAGCAUGAGGACAUUCUCCAGGAAAAAGUCAGCGAGCGUAUGUUUGAGAAAGAAGAAGUGAAGAGGAAGUCUGAGGAUUACCUGCUGCAGCUGGAGACCAAGAAAAAUGAUAUAAUGAAUCUACAAGAAAGAGAGAAGGCUCUGCAUUCAACUUUCCAGGCUUCCCUUGGCGAGAACAAUAAGUUUGCCGCGUUCCUCACAAAAGUAUUUAAGAAGAAAAUAAAGCGCAAUAAGAAGAAAGAGACUACUGGGGAUGAAGAUGAAGAAGGUGACAGUGACGAAGAUUCAGACAUGGAAUCCACGUGGGAUAGUGAAGACGAAGAGUCUGGAUCAGAGGAAGAUGUCUUUGAUGACUCAGUAUGCCCAGCUAACUGUGACCCUGCCUUAUUCGAAAACACUCUGCAACUGCGCGAGACACGUCUGGACAUUGAAGAGGCGCUGGUGGAAGAGAAAAAGAUUGUGGAUAAUCUGAAAAAGGAGUAUGACGCCUUGGCCAAAAAGGCAAAAACUGUUGAUGUAAACCUGAAAAUGGCAGAGGAUGAGCUGAACGCCUUGCAGAGAGAGAAGCAGCUGAAGCUGAAUGAGUUGCAUGUCGUGGUCCCUCUGAAAACGCAGCAGGUUAUGUACUUGGUAAGUGGAGAGAUUCCCAGUGAUCUAUCCCAGGCCCUUGUCUUCAGCCAUCAUUCAAUGGAGAACCUGAAGCAGAGGGCAGAUGAGCUGGAGCAGGAAAAGACGGAGGAAAGGGAUCUGUACCGAAAGGCACGGGAGCAACACAAGAAGCUAAUCCGAGAACAGAAGGAGAUGCAGACCAAGAUUGAGCAGCUACAGGAGCAGUGUCGCCAACAAAUGAUGAGGAAAUUUGGCCGCCUGGUGGAUCUUGAGGCUCUCCAGACAUUGUCUGUGAAUAGUAAUUUGGAGGAGUUGAAGAUUAAAUCAGCAGAACAUCAGCAGAUAAUGGACAAGGAGAUUGGAGAGUGGGAGGACAAGGUCAUUGAUACGAAGAAAUUGUUGAUGGGUGUAACUCGGGAGCAGACACGGAACUUAGAGAAGAUGAACGAGCUUCUUACAGAACUAAAAUCUCUUGAAUCAAAACUUGAUGCUCUUCAAACUAAUGUGGGUGAAGAGUUCCAGGGGCCACGAAACGAAGAGAAGAAGGAGAGAAGGAAGCUGCUUCAAAUGGUCCAGAGGCAAGCAGAAGAGAUUGAGAGUCUCAAAGAGGAAAUAUCUCUCCUAAGCAAGAAAGGGGGCAGCAUUCUCCCCCCAGCCCAUCAUCAGAUGUCAGUGCAGCACAGUGCGGGACUAUAAUAUGAACUAUCCUCUCAGAUCCUCAUCUAACCCUCCGCACCCCUCUCCCAUCCCACAUUAGUUAUUGCCAGCUCAGGUUUUAAGAAAUAAACUAGAUUUUGGUUACCAGGUCCAAACAGUCA